AUAGUGAAUAGCAGGGUCCAGGGAGUACCGGAUAUAGUGGAUGCAGGGUGCGGUGAGAGCGGAUAUAGUGAAUUCAGGGUCCGGCGGAGACCGGAUAUAGUGAAUGCAGGGGUCGGGAGAGUACCAGAUAUAGUGAAUUGCAGGGUCCGGGGAGACCCAGAUAUAGUGAAUGCAGGGUCCGGGGAGACCGGAUAUAGUGAAUGCAAGGUCCGGGAGAGCAGAUAUAGUGAAUGCAGGGUCCUGGGAGAGUGGAUAUAGUGAAUGCAGGGUCCGGGAGAGCAGAUAUAGUGAAUGCAGGGUCCGGUGGAGAUCGGAUAUAGUGAAUGCAGGGGUCCAGGGAGACCGGAUAUAGUGGAUGCAGGGUGCGGUGAGAGAGGAUAUAGUGAAUGCAGGGUCCGGGGAGAGCGGAUAUGAGUGGAAUGCAGGGUCUGGGGAGAGCAGAUAUAGUGAAUGCACGGGGUCCGGGAGACCGGAUAUAGUGAAUGCAGGGUUUGGGAGACAGCAGAUAUAGUGAAUGCAGGGUCCGAGGAGACCAGAUAUAGUGAAUGCAGGGUCCGGGGAGAGCGGAUAUAGUAAAUG
This is a messenger RNA of Staurois parvus, 579 nucleotides long. Lineage: Eukaryota; Metazoa; Chordata; Amphibia; Anura; Ranidae. The record is from the annotation of a GenBank genome assembly.